Molecule: messenger RNA, 1650 nt
Organism: Rubroshorea leprosula
Lineage: Eukaryota; Viridiplantae; Streptophyta; Magnoliopsida; Malvales; Dipterocarpaceae
Source: the annotation of a GenBank genome assembly
AGAAACAGAAAACGCAAACCAACAACGUAUCGUUUAUAUCUCUCUCGCAAUGAAGAAGCCAGAGAUCGUCUUCAUCCCCGCACCGGCCAUGGGCCACCUCAUAGCCGCAGUGGAGGCUGCAAAACUUCUCGUUGAUCUCGAUGACCACCUCUCAAUCACGGUUAUCAUAAUCAAACCGCCACCAUAUGAAUCCAAGGUCAGUGACUAUGUCCAAUCCCUGCGCUCCUCCACAUCCUUCUCCGACCGCAUCAGAUUUAUCGAACUCCCCCAACCUCGUCAAGAUGAGCUCGCGGCCAAGAACAUCCCACUUCCUAAAUUCUUCAGCACCUACAUCGAGAGUCAUAAGCCCCUAGUCAAAGAGGCCGUCCUCACAAAGUUCGAUGACUCAGACUUAGUACUUACCGGCUUCGUCAUCGACAUGUUCUGCACGCCGAUAAUUGAUUUGGCUACUGAACUCGGCGUGCCUAGCUACGUGUUUUUCACCUCAAGUGUUGCUUUUCUUGCUCUCAUGUUCCAUUUGCAGACACUGCGUGACGAGCAAAACAUGGACGCUUCCGAGCUCAACGACUCGGAUUCCGAGUUGCCCUUUCCUGGUUUCGUCAACGCAAUUCCGGCCAAGGUCUUGCCUACCGUCGUCUUACAUAAAGAAUGGCUUGCCGUAAUCAUUGAAAUAGCCAGAAGACUUCGAGAGACCAAGGGUAUUAUGGUAAAUUCGUUCACGGAGAUUGAAUCUUAUCCACUCGAAUCCCUCUCUCGAUCUCAAGUGGGGAAUGUCCCACCGAUUUUUCCUGUGGGGCCCAUAUUGAAUCUGAAAGGUGACGGCCAUGAUGAGUCCAGUUCGGGUGAGUUUGAUGUCAUAAUGCAAUGGCUUGAUAAUCAACCUCCAUCAUCAGUUGUGUUCCUUUGCUUUGGGAGCAAGGGAAGCUUCAGCGAAGAUCAGGUGCAAGAGAUCGCAUGUGCAUUGGACCAGAGUGGGCAUCGAUUCUUGUGGUCCUUACGCAAACCCCAACCAAAGGGUGUCAUAUCCUCACCAACCGAUUAUUCAAAUUUUGAGGAGGUUUUGCCUCAAGGAUUCUUAGAUCGAACGGCUGAGAUUGGAAAAGUGAUUGGAUGGGCCCCACAAGUGAGUGUUCUGGCCCACCCUGCAAUCGGAGGAUUUGUAUCGCAUUGCGGUUGGAAUUCCACGCUUGAGAGUAUAUGGUUUGGUGUUCCCAUUGCGGCGUGGCCACUGUAUGCAGAACAACAAUUCAAUGCAUUCCAAACGGUUAGGGAGUUAGGAUUGGCAGUGGAGAUUAAGAUGGAUUACAGGAGGGAUUCGAGGCUCGGGAUUAAAGAACCACCCAUCGUGACUGCAGAAGAGAUAAAGAGAGGAAUAGUAGGACUAAUGGAGCCACAAAGUGAUGUAAGGAAGAAGAUGAAGGUGAUUAGUGAAAAGAGCAGAAAAGCCUCCGUCAAGGGAGGUGGAUCUUCCUACUCCUCACUUCGCGAUUUCAUCAGUCUUGUCCUAGGUAACAUGCCCAUGAAUUAAUUGUUGCUAAUUGAUUAAGGUUAAAUUUUGUCAAAGUUUUCAAUGUUUUAAUUUUUCUCGCAACUUUCAAUUAGUAAUGCUGGAAAAAUUCAAGACAAGAAAAAUGAAGAGAUUGUGGAAUU